Messenger RNA from Ricinus communis (castor bean), 2101 nucleotides. RefSeq names its product flowering locus K homology domain. Bases 183 to 1829 code for a protein of 548 amino acids. Gene Ontology annotation, biological process: regulation of gene expression. Gene Ontology annotation, cellular component: cytoplasm; nucleus. Lineage: Eukaryota; Viridiplantae; Streptophyta; Magnoliopsida; Malpighiales; Euphorbiaceae. Gene Ontology annotation, molecular function: mRNA binding. The record is from RefSeq and is a predicted model, not a curated record. The transcript is spliced from 7 exons.
AUAACAAAAAAGAACAACAUCCCCAAAAUCUUCAUCACUUAAAAAUCACCUGCACUCACUCGAGCCCUAUAAACCCUCGAAGCCUGUUAUCAUUCAAAUCUCUAUUUACGAACCCUCUCUACACCCCCCAAAAAUUCUUUUCUUUUCUUUUCUCUCCUUCCUUUCAUUACAUUGCAAUAGUCAUGGCAGAAGCUGAUCAAAGCAUUGGUGAACACGAUGUGGAUCAAGUGGCAAAUCAUGGUGUAGAUCUUGCUGUUGAUCAUGGAUUAGAUCAUCCCAUAGAUCAUGGCCUGGAUCAUGCUGUAGAUCAUGGUGUGGAUGAUGCUCUAGAUAAUGUGGAUCAUGCUGUUGAUCAUGGUGUAGAGCAUCCUGUUGAUCAUGGCCUCGAUCAUGCUGUUGAUCUGGGCAUGGAUCAUGCUAUAGAUCAGGGCUUGGUUGUAGAACAUAAUGUGGAUCAUGGUAUAGAUCAGACUGUGGAUCAUGGUAUAGACCAGAAUGUGGAUAGUGUUAUAGAGCAUGAUAUUGAUCAUGCCACAGAUCAAGUUCCUGAGAAUUAUCAGGCUCAAGAAAAAGGACAUGAUGCUGAUACAGUUAGUGGAGGUAUUGAAAAGAAGUGGCCUGGUUGGCCUGGGGAGAGUGUGUUCCGGAUGCUGGUUCCUGCACAAAAGGUUGGUAGUAUAAUUGGGCGCAAAGGGGAGUUCAUAAAAAAAAUAGUUGAGGAAACGAGAGCUCGCAUUAAGAUACUUGAUGGACCUCCAGGGACAACAGAAAGAGCUGUCAUGGUAUCUGCCAAGGAGGAGCCUGAUUCUGCUCUUCCUCCUGCAAUGGAUGGCCUUUUGAGAGUUCACAAACGCAUUGUCGAUGGUUUGGAUGGUGAUUCUUCUCAUGCUUCAUCAGGCACAGGAACCAAGGUUUCAACCAGGCUGCUAGUACCAGCCUCACAAGCAGGAAGUCUGAUUGGAAAACAAGGAGGAACAGUUAAAUCCAUUCAGGAAGCAUCUAGUUGUGUAGUUAGAGUUCUUGGAGCAGAAGACCUUCCAGUUUUUGCUCUCCAAGAUGACAGGGUUGUAGAAGUACUGGGGGAUGCAGCUGGUGUGCACAAAGCAGUGGAGCUAAUUGCAUCUCAUCUGAGAAAAUUUCUAGUUGACCGCAGUAUAAUUCCAUUAUUUGAAAUGCACAUGCAAAUGCAAAAUCCUCCUCAUAUGGAGCACAUGCCACCUCAUCAAUCAUGGGGUCCACCUCAAGGUAUUCCUCCAAAUGCUGGUGGAGGUCCUGGUUAUGGUAAUCCUCAAUAUAUGCCACCUCCACGGCAAAUUGAGAACUAUUAUCCUCCUGCUGACUUGCCACCUCCAAUGGAAAAACAACCUCAUCAGGGUAUAUCUGCCUAUGGAAGAGAAGCUCCCAUGGGUGUCCAUGGAUCAUCAAAUUCCCAAGCGGCACCAUCAAUGAUCACACAGAUUACGCAGCAAAUGCAAAUUCCAUUAUCUUAUGCUGAUGCUGUUAUCGGGACAGCAGGUACAAGCAUAAGCUACAUUCGGCGUGCUAGUGGGGCAACUGUUACCAUACAAGAAACUAGAGGUGUUCCUGGGGAGAUGACAGUUGAAAUCAGUGGAACUGCUUCCCAAGUCCAAACAGCUCAGCAGCUGAUACAGAAUUUCAUGGCUGAAGCUGGAGCACCAACACAGGCACAGACAGGUGGGUCCACGGACCAAGGAUAUAAUCCUUAUGCUGCUCAUGGUUCAGUAUAUGCAUCCCCCCCAUCUAAUCCAGGGCAUGCAGGCCAUACUGGAGGUUAUGGCUCAGUGUACGGUACAAAUUAUGGAUACUAGGCAGAACCCUUUGAGUUCGGUUUGGUCAUCAUUGAGACUAUGUAAUGAUAUCCAAUUUAGUAGUUAGAAUCACUGAAUAAUUAUCUAAGGACAUAUUGAAUGUUGUAUUUUGCUCUGCUAGAUUCUUCGUUAGAAUUCACAUAUGUUAGAUUUGUUGUGUGCAUUAGGCUAACCAUAGGGUUGCCGACACUAUUUUGGAUUUCCUUCACAAACUUUGUUGGACAGUUCUAUAUGAGAUCCUCUGCUCUCGUUUUUUUGGUUUUGCUCCAUUA